AUUAAACAAUUCGCUAAUUCAACUAAGUGGAACCCAACCGGUUUAGUGAGUGGUAUCGACGGAGAAGGAAACUCUCUGUGAUUUUGACAUCAUCAGAUCACCACUUUCUUUGAUAAAGAUCUAGACUUUCGAUUCUUAAAUCUCUAUCUGAUUCCACCGGUCUCGACGAAAAUCGAGCAUCUUCAUCAUCUCUUGCCCGCGAAUAAACCAACCCAACCCUCGCUGUCUGCAUCUUCUCCAAUGGCCAGUGAUAGCCCGAAAGCUAAUUUAUUGUGUAAGCGAAAGCCGGAAGAUGGUUUGGGGACCGAACCGGUUCUGAAGAAACACAAAGAAAAAUCUGAGGAGGAGAGGGAGAUCGAAGAAGCAAGGUUUGAGUUGUUGUCUGAUGACAAGGCUACUACUUUGAAGACAGUGGAGACCGAACCUAUUCAGGAGCCAAAGAAGAAGACGCUCUUUGUUUCUCAUCUCCCUGCCUACACUAAAAUAUCAGAUAUCGUCUGUUUCUUCCAAAACGUUGGACAAGUUGUUCGUGUUCGACUUGUCGUCGACAACCGGGGUGUUUUCAUGGGCGAUGCCUUUGUUGAGUUUGCUUCUACCGACCAAGCAAACAAGGCACUGAAAGAAAAGAAGUGUGAUAAGUUUAAGAACUGGCGCAAAAUUGUUCUUGGUGUGGCUGAUAAGGGAGAGGGAGCUCCAUUCUUUCCACCCAAGUAUUGCAUAGAUCACAAAGUUUGGUACCUCGAAGAUGGCGAAGACUACCUUCAACAAGAAGUAGAGGAAGAUGAGGACUACCUUCAACAAGUAGAAGAAGAAGAUGAAGAUUACCUUCAACAAGUAGAAGAAGAAGAUGAAGACUACCUUCAACAAGAAAGCCUUCCCAUUGAAGAAGAAGAUGAGACACCUCCCAAUGCUGAGGAAGAUUCCGUACUCUUCAUUGCCAAUCUGUCUCCACAAACAACUAAAACAUCACAUAUCAUCAAGUUCUUCAAAUAUGGUGUUGUUAGUGUGCGAUUUAUUGUAAACCGCCAGCAUAAGCAUUUGGGUUAUGCCUUUGUUGAGUUUGUUUCUCCUGAACGAGCUAAUUUGGCGCUGAAAAAGAAGAAUGGUGAAUACUUGCACGAUCAUGAGAUUUUGUUGAUGAAAAGACUUGAGGUGGACACUCCCCAUUCUGCUGAGACAGUUGUCACUGUAAGAGAUAAGACGCUCUUUGUUGACCAUCUCUCUAAGCAAACUAAAAUAUCAGAUAUCAUCAAUUUCUUUAAAGAUGUUGGAGAAGUUGUUCAUGUUCGUCUUAUGGUAGGCAAAGGUACCGGUCUGAUGGGGUCUGGCUACGUUGAGUUUGCUUCUGCUGCCGAAGCUGAGAAGGCGAUGGAGAAGAAGAACGGCAAAUAUUUAAACAGACGCAAGCUUUAUUUAUCUUUCGUUAAGGAGCCUUCACGAUUCAAGUAUUGCAUAGAUUACAAGGUUUGGUUCGAAGACUAUGUUCAGCGAGAAAACCUUCUGCUACAAGAAAAUGCAUCAAUGGAAGGACUUGAUGAAACUCCAGACUUUGUUGAGGAAGUUUCAUCGAGUAAGAAGACUCUCUUUGCCGAUAUCUCCCAUAAAAAAAUCGUGCGUUUUAACAUACCAAAUAUCAUCAGUUACUUCGAAGAUUUUGGAGAAGUUGCUAGUGUUAGACUUAUUGUAGACCGCCGGGGCAUAUCUUCGGGCUGUUGCUGUGUUGAGUUUGCUACUUGUACCGAAUCAAAUAAGGCUAUGCGAAUUAACCAGCAUGUUAAGGGGAUUUUUGUCAAGAUGCUUGAGAUAGCUCCAUACCCUUUCCGACCCAAGUACAACCUUACCGACCUUGCAGAGAAGCUUUGGUACGAAGACGAGCUUAGACGAGAAGGCUUUGGUUUGCCGACCAGACCAAAGCCGGAGAAAGAGCCCUGCGUCGUUCGAAAGACUACCUUCUGCGGUCAGAGGAUUACCUUCUCUGACGAAGACUAAUAGAAGAAGAUGGUGAUGCUCUUUGGUGUCUAUAACUUAUGAUACAAUGCAACUUGAGUUGAUUAAUCAUCUUUUUUUAGGUUCUUUGUUUCUCAAUGGAAAAGGAAUUUUUAUUGAUAUGUUUGAGACAUCAAAAAGAACAUGUCAAUCUUGUAGUUCAUAUCUCUUCUGCUUCUUGUC
Messenger RNA from Brassica napus (rape), 2169 nucleotides. Its product is annotated as G-rich sequence factor 1. Gene Ontology annotation, cellular component: U1 snRNP; U2-type prespliceosome; precatalytic spliceosome. Gene Ontology annotation, biological process: mRNA splicing, via spliceosome. The record is from RefSeq and is a predicted model, not a curated record. Lineage: Eukaryota; Viridiplantae; Streptophyta; Magnoliopsida; Brassicales; Brassicaceae. Gene Ontology annotation, molecular function: mRNA binding; U1 snRNA binding. Bases 241 to 1989 code for a protein of 582 amino acids. The transcript has 20 exons.